UAUUAUCCAUCUGCGGGAAUUCCUGUCAACUCAACAUGAAGAGUACUCUGGUCGCUGUGUUCCUCUUGUUCGCUGCAUUUGCCAGCGCGGAUCAUGCUGAUCUCUACCUGGAACCUAUGAAGGAUCAAAUUCUAACGUGCGGAAAGGAAAAUGGUUUCACCGAGCAGACUCCGCGAGAGAUCUUCGACAAGGACGCCGCAAUGGGCUUGGACAAAGCUACGUGUCAUCGUGCUUGCACGAUGAAACUACUGAACAUACUGAAAGAUUCGAAGAUAGACGCGGACAAACUGAACAAUGUCAUCAAGAUGGUGCACGCCGACCAACCGGAAGUGGUUCAGAAGUUGCAAAAAUCUGGGGCCGAAUGCAUCGAAAAAGUGAAACCUGUAUCGGACGAAUGCAAAAUGGCGUAUGCCUUCGUCGACUGUUUCCUGGACAAACACUAGAAGUAAAUCAGAGGUGAUCGGCGUAGGUGUUCACUACGCCACAGUAAGAAAUAGAAAUA
Dufourea novaeangliae is the source of this 502-nucleotide messenger RNA. RefSeq lists its product as uncharacterized. The record is from RefSeq and is a predicted model, not a curated record. Gene Ontology annotation, molecular function: odorant binding. The coding region runs from base 36 to 443 and encodes 135 amino acids. Lineage: Eukaryota; Metazoa; Arthropoda; Insecta; Hymenoptera; Halictidae. The transcript is spliced from 5 exons.